AUGUAAACUAAAGAGAAUAAGUAAAAAUUUGCGCUCAUUUUUUUAGUUCCACACUUUCUACAAAAUAUAUCAAAUCCGAUGGUAUUCGUAAGUUAAAUGAUCUAACUAAUUAUGAUACUAUACGAUAAUAACAGAAAAUGUAGAUGAAGAUUUCAAUGAACAAUUAAUAUUAAAAAAUUCUUGGAAGAUUACCAGAUGCUAAGUUUUUUAAUCCAAAAUCAGAAUCAUAUGUUUCUUAUCCUUGUUAUAAUGAGAAAUAUUUAUAAUUUCCAAAAGAAAUUUUAUGCAAACUAAAAAAAAGGGUAAAAUACAUUUAAUAUUUAUAUUUAGACAUAAGAUGAUGAUUGUGAUACUGAUGAAGAAGUUAAAUAACAUUCAAUUAAUCAUAAUGUUACAGAAAUUAUAAAAUCAUUAUCUACAAUAAAUAAAAAAGCAUAUAAUGCAUCAGAUUAUUUAUGA
This is a messenger RNA of Paramecium pentaurelia, 459 nucleotides long. The record is from the annotation of a GenBank genome assembly. Lineage: Eukaryota; Ciliophora; Oligohymenophorea; Peniculida; Parameciidae.